Molecule: messenger RNA, 1233 nt
Organism: Impatiens glandulifera
Lineage: Eukaryota; Viridiplantae; Streptophyta; Magnoliopsida; Ericales; Balsaminaceae
Product: metal tolerance protein 10-like
Exons: 6
Coding region: 4-1233 (409 amino acids)
Biological process (GO): transmembrane transport; monoatomic cation transport
Cellular component (GO): membrane
Molecular function (GO): monoatomic cation transmembrane transporter activity
Source: RefSeq, a predicted model, not a curated record
UCAAUGGCGGAUAUCCAAAGAAGUCCAGGUGUGAAUUACGAGUUCGAACACAGUAGGAGGGAGCUGUUAUCGCCUGAAGCCAUGGUCGAUCAAUGUAUUUCCUUCACCGGUGAGCGUUAUCCGUCGUGGAGGCUCAAUAUCACGGAAUUUAAGUUGCCGGAACGUCGAUCUUCCGAUCAUUCUUCUCCAUUCGGUUUCAACCGCUUCUUUUUCUGUCAAAGAAAACAAGGCAAGAUUGCAGAAUACUAUAAAAAACAAGAAAGACUUCUCGAAGGAUUCAAUGAAAUGGAAGCUAUUCAUGAGAUAGGUUACCUGCCUGAAAUGACUGAGGAUGAGAUAAAGAAGCUGGCUAGGAGUGAAAGAAUGGCGGUAACUGUAUCAAACAUUGCUAACAUGGUGCUGUUCUUAGCAAAAGUUUAUGCUUCCUAUGAAAGUAAAUCAUUAGCAGUUAUUGCAUCAACUUUGGAUUCUCUGCUAGACCUCUUAUCUGGAUUUAUUCUGUGGUUCACUGCCUAUGCAAUGAAAAAACCAAACCAGUAUCGCUAUCCGAUUGGAAAAAAACGGAUGCAGCCAGUGGGUAUUAUUGUUUUUGCAUCAGUCAUGGCAACUCUUGGUUUACAAAUAUUGCUUGAAUCUGGUCGGCAACUUAUUAGUAAGGUUGGUCCCCGGAUGAACCAUAUUGAAGAGAUAUGGAUGAUUGGAAUCAUGGUCUCAGUAACGGUAGUGAAGUUUGUGUUGAUGGUUUAUUGUCGAAGGUUUGAAAAUGAGAUUGUCAGAGCCUAUGCUCAAGAUCAUUUCUUUGAUGUGAUCACUAACUCAGUCGGUCUAGCUGCAGCUGUCCUCGCAGUUCGGUUCUACUGGUGGAUCGAUCCAACCGGAGCUAUAAUUAUUGCAUUAUACACAAUUAACUCAUGGUCAAAGACAGUUAUUGAAAAUGUACAUGGUCUAAUUGGAAGAACGGCUCCACCUGAAUUCCUGGCAAAACUGAUAUUCCUUAUAUGGAAUCACGACGAGAAGAUCAAACAUAUCGAUACGGUUAGGGCGUAUACGAUUGGUAAACAUUACUUUGUGGAAGUUGAUAUAGUGUUGCCAGAAGAUAUGAUUUUGAUUGAGGCACAUAAUAUUGGUGAAAAACUGCAAGAGAAAUUAGAACAACUCCAAGAUGUGGAACGAGCCUUUGUUCAUAUUGACUUCGAGUUCAGUCACAAACCAGAACACCAAUACAAGGUUUAA